AUGCUGGUACGUGGCUGUGUUAACGUGUUGUUUAUAACAAGUGUAGUACACUUGGCAUAUUCAAGAUCAUACCCAUCUCUUUAUAGUGUGCCAAGAGCUUUAACCACAAUAGCUGUAUCAGCUUCGUCUUCUGCAUCAUCCCCUACUUCUGCAAGGUUUACAAACAUAGCUGAUUACAGAAGGAAAGAAGGAAAAGCUCAAGAAUUAGAAGCAGAGAAGCAAUUAAGUGAAGAUCAUGAAAUCGAGGAGAACCCAAAUGAAAAAGAUAAAAAUGAAGCCAAUCCAACUUUCCUGCAGAAAAAAAUUAAUAAAAUUUUAACAAAACUGCAGUUCAUAUCUAGUUUUGUUGCACCUCCUGAACCAGAAGAAAAUAACUCCACGGAAGUUUCUACAGAAGAAAUUCCAAGGAGUGAAGUUAAGAUUGAUUUGAAGCAACCCGACUUUUUCAAGUCCAAGACCCCCUUCCAAAACCUAAUCUCUCAACAGUAUGGAACUCCAUUGAAAAUAAACUUGGAUAUCCAAGACUCAGAAAGUAGUACCGAGUUUGAAAACUUUGAUGAUGUUAAUUGUACGAGUCAAGAGAAUAAUAAAAUUGGUCAAGCUGGAAUACAUUUUGCCGAACUAUUUGGAAGUUUCCUAGCGCUUGUUUACGGAGCUUUUGCACAUAUUAAUAAAGUUAUUCAAGGAGAAUACCAGCCUGAAACUACAAUUUGAGGGAUUAUCAAUACAGUUCUUAUAUUUAUUAUAAAUCA
Diorhabda sublineata is the source of this 752-nucleotide messenger RNA. RefSeq lists its product as uncharacterized. The transcript is spliced from 3 exons. Lineage: Eukaryota; Metazoa; Arthropoda; Insecta; Coleoptera; Chrysomelidae. Bases 1 to 714 code for a protein of 237 amino acids. The record is from RefSeq and is a predicted model, not a curated record.